Molecule: messenger RNA, 838 nt
Organism: Salvia miltiorrhiza (redroot sage)
Lineage: Eukaryota; Viridiplantae; Streptophyta; Magnoliopsida; Lamiales; Lamiaceae
Exons: 2
Coding region: 222-659 (145 amino acids)
Source: RefSeq, a predicted model, not a curated record
UGACACAAAUGCUAUAAUAGAUGAUACACUUUAAAUCCCUCUAACUUUAUGUAGCAAUCAUAAUGUAAAUAUUUAUUGUACAAGUCAUAGUUAAUUUUUUCAGGGCAGCAACUAACAAGCCAUGGUUAAAUGUGCAGACUAAUAUGAUGGCAAAUUAUAAUAAGAUAUUAUUUCAAAUAUAAUAUAGGGAUCAAAUCGGUAGUCAAGAUCUUAGGUUACCAAUGAUAGCCCCUACAGUGCACUAUCACCAUAACACUGUAGUGUUCCCUUCAAAUUAUGAAGGCAACACUUCAGCCGUUUAUGGCAACGAUUCCUUGAAUGCCGAUGCACUGCUAAGGACUUAUGGUAGCCCACAAGGUUCCAACUCCAUCCGACAAACUAGGGUCGAUCGCGUAGUAAUGCAAGACACAUCUAUUUCAAGGCCAAAUGCUGGAGAAGUUAGAGCAGUUUAUCAUCGUACUCGUUUCCGUAACAAUUUGCCAUCUUCAACGAUAGUUGAUAGCGAGCUAAUCCACCAAAGACGAGAAGAAAAUAGCGUGCACACCAAUACGACGGCAUACGAGUCGCUCUUGUCUUACGAGUCAUACGGCGAUCCGUCUUUAGAGCUUUCGCUGACGACAAAUUCGAGUGAGGAUCGAUCUCAAGAGGAGCAACAUUAGAGUCGCUCGACUCAUGAAACAAAUUUAGGUUUCAUCCUUUCAGGUGCUAGAAUAGUUGUUAGGUAACAAUGGGUUUGUACCAUGAAAAAAGAAAAUGAAUUUUGUGCUUAGUAUGUAAUGUUACAUUUGAUUUGAUUUUUUUUACUUAGUUUUCCCGUAAAUUUAGGUCUUGUUUAUCA